Hibiscus syriacus is the source of this 1262-nucleotide messenger RNA. RefSeq names its product putative 12-oxophytodienoate reductase 11. NCBI's taxonomy places the organism in Eukaryota, Viridiplantae, Streptophyta, Magnoliopsida, Malvales, Malvaceae. Bases 1 to 1221 code for a protein of 406 amino acids. The record is from RefSeq and is a predicted model, not a curated record. Gene Ontology annotation, molecular function: FMN binding; oxidoreductase activity. The transcript is spliced from 6 exons.
AUGAAGAACCUUUCUACCCAGAGUGAGGGAGCUAGUAGAGACAUGAGUAAGACACCGCCUCCCGCCUAUUUUAGUUGCCUUUUCUGUAAAUCUUCAAAGGUUGUGGCUCUUCAGCAAUUUGCCAAAGGUAAAGGAAAACUAAGGAGGAGGAAUAAGAAGAUAUCAAAUAUGGCCGCAACAGCCAACUCCGCCACCAUUCCUCUUCUCUUGCCUUACAAAAUGGGGAAUUUUAACCUCUCUCACAGGGUUGUUUUAGCACCAUUGACAAGAAGCAGGUCUUACAACAAUAUUCCACAGCCACAUGCUAUCUUAUACUACUCUCAGCGUUCAUCCAAUGGUGGAUUUCUCAUUGCUGAAGCCACUGGUGUUUCCAAUACAGCACAGGGGUACCCAGAUACACCUGGAAUCUGGACAAAAGAGCAAGUGGAAGCUUGGAAACCAAUUGUGGAAGGUGUUCACGACGAGAGAGGCAUCUUUUUUUGUCAACUUUGGCAUGUUGGCCGCGCCUCUAGUUAUGCUUUUCAGCCUAAUGGUCAAGCUCCGGUCUCUUGUACUGAUAAAGGAGUGACACCAGGCCUUGAAGGCAUGGAUUGGUCACCUCCUCGUCGGCUUAGAACCGAUGAAAUCCCCGGCAUUGUCAAUGACUUCAGGCUGGCGGCCCGAAAUACCAUCGAAGCGGGAUUUGAUGGAGUUGAGAUCCAUGGUGCAAAUGGUUACUUACUUGAUCAAUUCAUGAAAGACCAAGUAAAUGACAGAACAGAUGAGUAUGGCGGAAGCUUGGAGAACCGUUGCCGGUUUCCGCUCGAGAUCGUCGAAGUAGUGGUUAACGAAAUCGAACCAGACAGGAUCGGAAUGAGGCUAUCACCUUAUGCUAGCUACAUGGAAGCUAGCGAAUCAAACCCCGAAGAACUAGGUGUUUACAUGGCGAAUGCAGUUAAUGAAUUCGGCAUCAUUUAUCCGCACGUUAUCGAGCCACGGAUGAUUAAAAUAAACGACAAGUACGAAACUCCUCAUAGUCUUCUCCCAAUGAGGAAGGCCUUUAAGGGCACUUUCAUUGCUGCAGGAGGGUACAAUAGAGAUGAUGGUAACAUGGCUAUUGCUGAUAAUUACUCAGAUUUGGUUGCCUUUGGGAGGUUGUUCUUGGCUAAUCCGGAUUUGCCGAGACGAUUUGAGCUCUUCUGGUCUAUGAUGUUACCAAGCCGACAACAUUCGAAAAUGUAAGCCGAUGGCUGAAGGAACUCAGGGACCAUGCGGAUUAAAAU